UUCGUCCAAUCGCUGCUGCUCCUGGCGAGACCCGGAAAGGUUUGGAAACACGACAUAGCGGUGAAGAUGUCUUGUAACACCAGUGUCACUCAUCUUCAAACGUCCUCGGUGGGGCAGGCAGAACAAGAACCAGUCCACCUCAUGCCAUGUGAGAUUGAUCACAAUGGGCUGGCCCAGGUUUCACAGUACUUCACUGCUACUACGAAAGAUCGCAAGCAAGAGAAGACGGUUUCAUUCAGAGGGCGCGGGCUGAAGGGGCAGGAGAUCUGCUGUCCACAUGGCUACACAGGCCUGGUGCUGAAAGAGAUCAACAAACCCGGCUCUGACCAAGAGGACAGGACGGUGAGGGUUUCGUCUGUGUUUGACAAGAUGACCUACUGGAACCUGGAGACUCCUCCAACUUCAGACGACGUGGUGGUGAUGGCAAUGGACUGGCCUGAGCUCGCUGAGGCGAUCCACACACCAAUAGAAGAGUGAAGAGACUGAAAACGUCCUGUUUUUAAAAGUGUCUCAUGAGUAUGUUAUAUGUGAAAUGCACAGGUUUCAGGUUAUUUACCAACAAUAGUGAAAAGGCUUUAGAAAUACCCACCACUUUUUUUUUUUGCUUUUCAUAAAUUCUUGUUGUGCUGCUCUUGCGGAGCAAAAAAUGGCAAAAUUAAGAUUAUGAUAUAUAUUUUACAUAUAAAUAAAACAAAAUGCUAAA
This is a messenger RNA of Cololabis saira (Pacific saury), 703 nucleotides long. RefSeq names its product ribonuclease H2, subunit C (gene rnaseh2c). The transcript is spliced from 5 exons. NCBI's taxonomy places the organism in Eukaryota, Metazoa, Chordata, Actinopteri, Beloniformes, Belonidae. Gene Ontology annotation, cellular component: ribonuclease H2 complex. Bases 67 to 477 code for a protein of 136 amino acids. Gene Ontology annotation, biological process: RNA catabolic process. The record is from RefSeq and is a predicted model, not a curated record.